Osmia lignaria (orchard mason bee) is the source of this 1205-nucleotide messenger RNA. RefSeq lists its product as uncharacterized. Lineage: Eukaryota; Metazoa; Arthropoda; Insecta; Hymenoptera; Megachilidae. The record is from RefSeq and is a predicted model, not a curated record.
UUUUAGUCAAAUUUUAUGAAAGAUUAUAACUCUCAAUCGUAAAAAUAAUGAACAGUAACAGAUCAUCGGAUGAAAAUGACGCUUACGAACUGGGAAACCUUCGUAAGAUGGCAAAAACUGCUAGUAUUUAUCACAGUAACAGAGUAAAAUUUAAACGAGACCGAAAUCUUUCUCACAUCGUUCACGCUAGCCUACACCUCUUUCAAUGCAUUAUCUGCCUCGCUUUAGAGGUGUUUCAUCAUGCCCAUCAUGAGGCGAACAGAGUGAAUCGAAAAGAUGAUGAAUCUAUUCCUUUUCUACCUCAAGAAAAGAAUCCAAUUUUUUACAUCUAUCCAAUAUGUAUUUUUACAAGCAUUAUAUUUGCAGCUCUUUGGCUUUUCACGGAUAUUUUAAUAAAACGACCUCAAAUUGCUGUUACAGAUUGCUUUAUAGCAGCUGUUUUAUUGCUAUCAGCCGGAAUAAUUGAAAUGAAACACGUGGAUAUGUAUCUUGAUUUAACGAAAAUCAAAGACGAGGAAUUGUUAAAUCAUCCUAUUUUUAUUCACAAUUUUAUCAUGUCUCUAUUCUCCAUCUUUUGUAUGACCAUAUAUCUCAUACAAGGCUGGAUCUUAGUGGAUUAUUGGCUGCAGAUUAAGAAACAAAGAAAUGUAUCCAAUGAUCAGGAGGUUUCCGACUCCAGCGGAGACAAUGGUAUAAUUGAACACUAUCUGCCUCAAAGUUGCAUUAGGAAAUGGAAAAAUAAAGACAAGGAAGAGCCUGGCAAACUUGAUCCAAUUCCUACCUUAGAAAAAUUUCCCUCCUUAAUGUCAACAUCCCAGCCAGAAGUAAUUUUUCAGAUAGCGAGAUAAUAUUUGCGAGGAGGAUUUUUGGUAAUUCGAAAAAUAUCAGUGAAGAGCCGGUCAUUUUAUACUGCUGUUUCAUUGAUUGCUAUAAAUAUAUAAAACAGCAGCUGCUUAACAAACAACCUGUACACGAAUUUCAGGUUAUUCACGUCAUGUGAUACUUUUGAAGCAAUGAAAUAGAAUUGAAGAGAAUAAUUUAUGUUAAGACGAUGUAUAUGUUUAUGAAAAAUAAAUGAAACGAAAAUAUGUCAGUGUUUUUUAGAAAAUUACAGUGACGCACUGAGAACCUUACUUUCUUAGAUGUUCUGUCGCACACUCUAUGAUCAGUGACUAUAGAUAGUAUUAUUUUCUCUUCGAUGUUUC